UCCUUUCACAUUCAAUUCUUGCGAUCUUCUGGGUCCCCCCCCCCUCCUCUUCCCCCUUGUCUCCUUCUCCAACAUUUUCAGUUUUGUUUCGUUUUAUAUUUACUACUAGUACACAACUCUUCAACCGUUUUUCAGUCUCUCUGUUUUGUUCGUGUCGGAAUCUCUUUCUCCUCUGUUUAUAUACUCUGUUUUCUUGUAAAAGCUUUGAUUUUUUUUAAUUCUAUUAUUUUGAUUCGUUUAACCAUCAGUAUGGUGUGAAGUCAGGGCGCAAACAAAAUGAAUCCUAUAUCGGAGCUGGCUCUCGUGUGGUUACUACUUCUUUGCUCAGUUCUUGCUUCCUUUGGGGAACUUGAGUUUGAUCACUGCGAAAGAGUUGUCAAAAAAUGGGCGGAUGCUUCUUCUCCUUCUCGUGAAGAACAACAUCCUUAUUAUAACAACAAAGACAAACGCUCGCUUCGGGAUCUGCUCUUCUUUCUCCAUGUUCCUCGAACUGGUGGCAGAACGUACUUUAACUGUUUCUUGAGGAAGUUGUAUGAUAACGCUGAGGAAUGUCCUCGUUCUUACGACAAGCUCCGUUUCGAUCCAAGGAAGGAGAAGUGCAAGUUGUUGGCCACGCAUGACGAUUAUAGUUUGAUGGAAAUGCUACCGAGGGAUAAAACUUCGGUGAUGACGAUAGUCCGUGAUCCCGUCGCUCGUGUGUUGAGCACUUACGAAUUUUCCGUUGAGGUAGCAGCUAGGUUCUUGGUGCAUCCCAAUUUGACUUCUGCUGCAAUGAUGGCUGGUCGCAUUCGCAAGAAUAAUGUAAUAAGCACGCUGGACAUAUGGCCUUGGAAGUACCUUGUUCCAUGGAUGAGAGAAGACCUCUUUGCUCGGAGAGAUGCAAGAAAAGUUAAGGGAGUAGUCAUCAUUGAGGAUAAUAACCCUUACGACAUGGAGGAGAUGCUAAUGCCGCUGCACGAGUAUCUCGACACUCCUACUGCUCAUGACAUAAUCCACAACGGAGCUACAUUUCAGAUUGCAGGAUUGACAAACAAUUCACAUUUAGUAGAAGCACACGAGGUUAGGCAUUGUGUGCAGAAGCACAAAAACCUCGGUGAGCCAGUUCUUCAAGUCGCCAAGAGAAGGUUGGACAGCAUGUUGUAUGUUGGACUGACAGAGGAGCACAGAGAAUCUGCAUCACUUUUUGCUAAUGUAGUUGGUUCUCAGGUGCUUUCCCAAGUGGUUGCGUCAAACUUAACUGCAAAAAACAAAACUACUAAACCAGAAGAAAGUGACGCAGUUUCAGAAUCAGGGUCAGAUAAGAGUAAAAUUCAAAAUGGUACAUCUGAAGUUGCAUCGAAUAAGAUAGAAGCCAAGAGUGGAAAUAUGACGGUCAAAACCCUGAUGGAAGUCUAUGAAGGCUGCAUUACUCAUCUAUGGAAGUCACAAGGAACCAGACGGGUCAACUCCUUGAAGAGAAUAUCGCCAGCAAAUUUUACCACAGAGACGCGUACAAGAGUUUCUAGAGAGGUCAUUGAGCAGAUCAUAUCGCUUAACAAUCUAGAUGUGGAGCUUUACAAGUAUGCUAAAGAAAUCUUUGUCAAAGAACAUGAACUUGUGUCAAAGAAGAAGAUGGUUUCAACAUCUAAGAGAAGCAUUGCUGAUCUGCAGAACGUGUUUGGAGAAAUGGAUGAUGAGAAGCUGUGGAAGUUCGUAUCAGUGGCAUUGAUGCUUUUACUGCUCUUCCUCUUGUUUCUAUUUGUAAACUUUAGAAGAAGAAGAACCUCCAAGGUUAAGAUUUGAUACUUUUCACUCUUUUAGGCCAAAUUCAGCAAUUGGGAGAAGCUUUUGGGUCCAAUUGUAAUAUUCUUAAAGCUUUCUGGGUCCAGAUGUAAUAUUGAAGAGAAAAAGGUUUGGGCCU
Raphanus sativus (radish) is the source of this 1900-nucleotide messenger RNA. RefSeq names its product protein-tyrosine sulfotransferase-like. The transcript is spliced from 12 exons. The coding region runs from base 277 to 1782 and encodes 501 amino acids. The record is from RefSeq and is a predicted model, not a curated record. Gene Ontology annotation, cellular component: membrane. Gene Ontology annotation, molecular function: heparan sulfate 6-sulfotransferase activity. NCBI's taxonomy places the organism in Eukaryota, Viridiplantae, Streptophyta, Magnoliopsida, Brassicales, Brassicaceae.